This is a messenger RNA of Fusarium keratoplasticum, 789 nucleotides long. Its product is annotated as SGNH-hydro domain-containing protein. Lineage: Eukaryota; Fungi; Ascomycota; Sordariomycetes; Hypocreales; Nectriaceae. The record is from RefSeq and is a predicted model, not a curated record. The coding region runs from base 1 to 789 and encodes 262 amino acids. The transcript is spliced from 4 exons.
AUGGCUUCUACACUUCCCCAAGUCGUCCUCUUCGGAGACUCCCUAUUCCAGCACGCCAUCCAGCUCCUAGAUGGCUACUCUUUCCAGGCCGCUCUACAGUCUGAAUUCAUUCGACGCCUGGACGUUGUCAACCGAGGCUUCUCUGGCUUCAACACUGACCAUGCUCUGAAGCACCUCCCGGACAUCUUCCCCGAGCGCACGGCCUCAUCGCCCAAGCUGGACUAUCUCGUUAUCCUGUUUGGUGCCAAUGAUGCCGUCAUGGAGACCUCUGUCACUAACCAGCACGUCCCCCUGGAGCGCUACAAGGAGAACCUCACCAAGAUCAUCAACCACCCACGCAUCACCGCCCACAAGCCCCAGAUCAUCCUGGUGACGCCUCCUCCGUUGGAUGAGAUCAAGUCGACUCCUCGAUCUCUUGGAAACGGCCACAAGGCGGCUCUCCGCCACUUUGCCGUCAGCGCCUCCUAUUCCGAGGUGGUCCGCCAAGUCGCAAAGGAGAACCCAGGGGUUGCCCUAGUCGAUCUGUGGCAGGUGUUCAUGGACAAGGCCGCUGAGAUGGCAUCGCCCGGAGACUACACACCCGGCGGUCCCCUGCUGGGCUCGCCCGAGAACGGCAAGCAGGGUGGCCUGGAUGUUCUCCUCCCCGACGGGCUUCACAUGGGCGGUCAGGGUUACCAGAUCUUUUACGACGCUCUGCUGCCUCACAUUGGCAAGGAGUGGAAGGGACUCGGGGAGGAGGAUCGGACAGGAUGGGUGAUUCCUGACUGGCGCGACCUGUGCGGACUCUAG